CCAGUAUAAAUAUUUUAAACCCGGGAAAUUAGCGCGCUCUAAUAGUCGGCUUAUCCUCGAAUAUUGUUUAUUUUUUUUAGUUUUUAAAUAGAAACGCACAAACUUAAUUUUUGAAUCUCGAGUAAACAUGUUGAAAGUACACGACGAAAUGCCAAGAACGCACAACGAGCUCGUCGACCAUUUGGUUGAUACAAAAGCGGUUUGCACGAAAAAAGUGGAAAUGGCGUUCAGAGGUGUCGAUCGAGGCAUCUAUUACAACACGAAAGACUUGGACAGUGCUUACAAGUUAUUGACUUGGAAGUCCGGACUUACAAACGUACCGUCGCCGUUCGUGCACGCUUUUGCGUUGGAGUUCCUCGAGUUGGAACCGGGACAUGCAUUUUUGAACGUCGGUUCCGGUGUCGGUUGUUUGAACAUUAUGGCCGGCCUGUUGCUCGGUCCGUACGGUGUCAACCACGGUGUUGAAAUUUCCAGCUAUCUCGUGAAGUACGCUUACAGCAAACUAGAACAGUAUAAAUCGAAUGCAGCGGCAAUGGAUUAUUAUGAUUUUUGUGAACCAAAAUUUGUGGCAGGAAACGUAAUUGAUCUGUCACUAACGGGUAUGUACGAUAGAGUUUACUGUGGGGCCGUUGUUGAACCUGAGUAUCAAAUGUUCAUAAGGUCGCUUGUCAAGGUUGGUGGAAUUUUAAUCACAAUGACCGUAAACGAACACUUAAAAUGUAAGCGAAUUGAUGAAAGUACAUGGAGCGAAACAAAAUUAUUCCCAAUGCUAGUUAAAAAACUAAUGCACUUGCCGGCAAAGUUUGCUAUAAAUCCAGCACCAUCUUUCACCGUCGAGCCCCACACUUUACAAGACCUAUGCAGAUUUAAGGUGCGUUCGUUAUUACGUGAUAAAUUAUUGAAUAAAUAUCCGUCCCUACAAAUGCAAACAAUGUGUACUUCGGAAGAAUAUCCACUAGAAGAACCGGAAUUUAUAUAUGCUGAUUAUAUGGAUACAAUAUUUGCUUCUAAUUUCACAGCUGAACCGUGGGAGUUCCCUUAUCACAAUGUUACUUUUCCGAUGCUCAACAAUGACAUUCAUUUUAGUGUAAUGAGUUCUGAAGAAAUCCCUGCCACACGUACAAACAUUACAAAUUUAAAUCAUGAAACUAAUUCUGAAGAAAAUGAGACUUCGAAUCAACAAAAUGUUGAAGCUGAUACUGAAGAUAACCUUCUAUUUCUUAUCAAAUACCCUCAACCUAAUUUGAGUGAAUGUAAUUCUACAGAUGUUGAGCCUGAACCCGAAAAUGCAAGAGUUGCGCCCACAGUACCGACAAUAUCAAACAGUCCAACCACGUCUUCUUGCUGCAAUACGAGUGAAGAACGAAUGUUAUUUAGCUGGCUAUCUCAAUCUGAAGAGAAUGGUCUUGGCUCUGUUAUAGAUGAAAUACAUACCAUGACAAGUGACGGUGAUGUUGGCACAUGUUUAGGAACGCAAUAUGAGGGCACUAGAACAAGUCGGUUUUUACCAAUGAUUAACAAGCCACCUUCAAAGAGUAGGUUCGAUGGUUUUAAUGCACUACCGAACUGGUUACAAGACAUUGACAUAACCAAAAAAUAUCCAUGUAAUUUUAUCCCUGAUCGUCAAAACAAUAAGCUAAGUAAGCUAUUAAAAAGCGAAAUAAAUAAUUUAGCGAUUCCAGAAUCGUUAAAAAAUUAUCUUAACUUAGUCAGAAAUUAAAUGAAAAAAUGAUUUAAUAAUUUUAAUACUUUUUUUUUUUUAGUAUUUUAGAGAUAGCUUUUAAAUUUUUGAGAAACUAUAUAUUUCAUAUAUAGUUAGUUUUUUUAUCAGCAUCGUUGAAUAUAUAUUUGUUUUGAUAUUUCAAUUAAUAGUAAAUUAGUUUGGGAGUGCAAGAAAGUCAUCGACCCUAUUAUCAAAAAUGUAUUCUAUUAGGAACAAUUAAGUGCCAAACUUUUCAAAAACAAUUAAUUUUUAGACCAGCCUAGAUCGGAGUUGCUGACGUAUUACUUAAAAAAAAUAUAUAUAUUAAAAAACCAGUUACUUUUUUGUUUAAAAUAACAGGUUAUAUGUAUUAAGUAAAGAAAAAUGUAUUUAAAUAAAGUAUUGUAUGAAAUUUAAAAAAAAAACUAAUUUAAAUGUUUGGAUUAGUGUAAUUUAGCGUUAUACUCUAUAGCCAAUUUUUGUGAUUUAUAUUAUUGAAUAAGUCUUUAUCGUCUUCCAAUUUCUUCACAUUUGAGCUUUAGAAAUUGGCUCAUAAAAAUAUAUAAGAAACUAAUUUCAAAACUGAGAUGCCACCUGUGUGUUUUU
Messenger RNA from Adelges cooleyi (spruce gall adelgid), 2308 nucleotides. RefSeq lists its product as uncharacterized. Gene Ontology annotation, biological process: protein modification process. NCBI's taxonomy places the organism in Eukaryota, Metazoa, Arthropoda, Insecta, Hemiptera, Adelgidae. Bases 128 to 1720 code for a protein of 530 amino acids. The transcript is spliced from 9 exons. The record is from RefSeq and is a predicted model, not a curated record. Gene Ontology annotation, cellular component: cytoplasm. Gene Ontology annotation, molecular function: protein-L-isoaspartate (D-aspartate) O-methyltransferase activity.